AUGUCAUUUAGGGUUUGUAUUCGCAACUGGCGCAUCCUUCUUAGAAUAGCCCUUGUUUUACUGGCCUUCUUACUUUGCCUUUUCUGCGUACUAGCAGGCAUCCGCCCGAACUGGUUUAGUGAACUUUACCUCGUCCGCAUAACUGCAUUCCACGAUGCGCUUGAGAAUCUCGUUCACACGAUUCCUGUUUUCGAUGAAGUGUUAGAUGCAGGACUAGACAAAAUUCUCGAGAAGACAGAUGUGCCUCGUGCGAUUUCAAUCUACGCCGCAAGCUACUGCAGCUUGAGCUCUGAAGUAGAAGGAGAAGCUACGAGCGACUGCUUUGUACACAAGUCGACAUUCUUUGACGUAGCCGCCGGCUUACGUGUAUACAUCGCCAUUUUGUAUCUGCUAGGGGCUACUUCGUCUGUGGCUAGCCUGGUUUUUCUAUCGCGGCUGUUGUGGAAAGACAACCCACGCUACAGAAACUGGGCUGCUCUAUUUACAUUGGUCGCGAUGGGAGCGGCGCUAUUUGCUUCUUUGAUCACUAGUAUGCUUGCGUGCGCCGUGUACAUGAUCUUUUCUGGCAAUCUUCCUAAGUCUCUCCUCUCCGUAACAGUCAGCCCUAGCUUCCUUGUCUCUACAUGGGUGGCCGUCGCAUGCUUGACGCUGGUGUUGUCCACGAUACUGCCUCGAACCUUGUCUCAAAUUGAUUGA
Messenger RNA from Bipolaris maydis ATCC 48331, 696 nucleotides. RefSeq lists its product as uncharacterized. NCBI's taxonomy places the organism in Eukaryota, Fungi, Ascomycota, Dothideomycetes, Pleosporales, Pleosporaceae. The record is from RefSeq and is a predicted model, not a curated record.